AGUCGUCAGUUUGAUUGGCCAAUUUUAUAAUAAACAGGUGCCAGGGUACGCCAGUCAACCUCGGGACAGGCUCCAACACCGACAAGCGCAAUAAAAAACUCUCUGAGUGAAAAAAUAAGAAAUAUUGUAAAAAAAAAAUGAUUCGCCUAUUACUUUUGGCCGCCACGGCCAUCGUUGUGAGGUCGGCAGAGGAAGAAUCAAUGAAGAACUUAACUACAAUCACUUGGGCGCAUGCCGUCAAUAAUAAAACUUAUCUACAAGCUUCUUUAGCGAGCACCAUCUGCAUGUUGGAAGCUGACAUCGUCAUCGGCACGGUGAUCGGCAAGGAAGGCCCAGCCAUCCCCAUCAUGGCCCAUCCACCAGCAACUACCUCUGACCUGUCCUUGGCUGAGUUUCUGGAGACCGUGUCCCAGCACAACCUGAAGGAAUCGAACCCCACCAGUAAGAAGGGGGUGAAGCUGGACUUCAAGAGCAUUGAGGCUUAUGAGGAGAGCCAGGAACUGAUUGGCCGCUACCAGGCGCAGGGUUUACCAAUAUGGCUGAAUGCUGACAUCCUUCCCGGACCAGUGGACGCUACCACAAAGCCAGUGGACCCUGUGAAGUUUCUGAAGCUGGGCUCCAAGCAUGCCUGUGCUGUGCUGUCGGUCGGCUGGACCACCAACUACGGAGGAAAUAUCACUGAGGGCGAGUACACCAGCGAACAAAUCGGCACCAUGCUGAGGAUGAUCAAUGAGAACCACAUCAAUCAAACUGUCACCUUCCCUGUCCGCGCUGGUCUAGCAGCCAACAGUCAACCUGUUCUCUUGGACCUCCUCCGAGAAACUUCCUCUCUCAACUCCACCAUGACAGUCUGGUCCAGCGAAGGUGAUCACGUGGAAGUAGACCGUCUCCGCGCCCUGAUCCUCACCGUCGGCUUAGAGAGGACCUACCUAGAUGUCCCUCAGGAGUUAGCUGGCAAACUUCACCUGCCCCCGCCCGAUGCGAAGGCCAAGAACUAAAUGUAACAAUGUAGAUCUUUCUAGAAAAUAUAACUUGGUGAUUUAAUAAAUUCUCA
Molecule: messenger RNA, 1054 nt
Organism: Spodoptera frugiperda (fall armyworm)
Lineage: Eukaryota; Metazoa; Arthropoda; Insecta; Lepidoptera; Noctuidae
Product: protein FAM151A
Exons: 5
Coding region: 138-998 (286 amino acids)
Source: RefSeq, a predicted model, not a curated record